AUGGUGGACCCCGUGUACAACGUCAAAGCCAUCAGAGGAAUGCUACACGAGAUGAACACCAACCUAGGGCGAUUUAAGGGUCACAGAAUACUUUAUAUUCAUACUGGUGAGUACAAUUUUUCAACAUCAUCAUUUGAUAAAUACCAUACCUCCUUCCUUCCCUUUGGCUAAGAGCCCACAUAACUUGAAAAUAAUGGUUUCUCAAAGGUAAUCCCUUAGAACUGCGUUUUUCCCUGCAAAUGAUAUUCUGCUCAUGCGUGGUUGUGCUGGCUUAAUUGUGUAUAUCAUGAUAUUUUUCUCAACCUGGUACGUAAAUUGCAAACUUGAGAGGUAAAGUUUCCGUACAGCCCCAAACUAUUGUAAAACAAAUCUGUUUUCUUAGUCAAGAACUGAAUGCAUAAUGUAGUAUGGGGCUGUGCGGAAAUUUUACCACUUGAGACCCCAUUUUUGAUCCCUAGUAGAAGUAUCAGUGGUUCGUAACUUGUACUACAGUUGCAUGUAGCAUGUACUUUCUUUCGCGUGGAAGCAAAAUAUUAUACAUUAGACUGACUGUGAGGACUCUGAUUGGUCGAUAGGAUACAGUCGAUAUCCAAUAGCAGAUAUUGGGUUCUCAUGUCGCGUUUAAAUUAUGCCUAGUUUCCAAGCCCCUCGUCCGUGUAGUGUUCUCAAACUCUUGCAAAAUCAGAGAGAAGAUUCUUCUUUUGCAAAUUGUUUCCAAAAAUGUAUGAUGAAUCAGUUAUUGAAUUUGGUUUUUAGCAUGAUAUUGUAAAUUAUUAAACCUGGCAUCUGUGUUAUCUGCCUCGGCCUUCGGCUUCGGCGGAUAACUCAGACCCCGGCAUUGAUAAAAUAUGAUAUUAUGCUUAACCUCAUUAAGUAAUUGCUCAUUAUUAUUCAUUUGCACCUAGAAGAGUACAAAUAACGUGCGAUUCGAGUAAAAAUUUCCUGUGAUAUUGUCCAUUUGGUUAUUUUGUACUGUAAAAAAAAAUUGUUUAAUCGGUUGGCUGCGCGUGCUGCACUUUUCUAUCUGCGUCGCUUUUCCCACUUUAAAAAAUGCCCAUGAAAUAAAGCAGCUGGGCAAUAAAUAACUUAUUAGACAUUUUGGUGUGUGGUAUCGCUGGGUAUAUUUACUCAUAGUUUGUAUUUUGACUCGCCUUGCGGGAUCGUCAAAAUAUGCCACAACUCGUAAAAAUAGUAACCGAUACUACACACCAAAACUUCUGAUAACAUAUAUCUUUUGAUGGAAGACUGAAUACGACAACAUCCACAGGUGAUAAAAGGUCAUAUAUUUGCUCAGAAAAUGGUAUUACCUAUCCUUUGAAAAUGGCGUGACCUGAUUUGUAACAUUGUUAUGCGAGUUUCGCACACGUCUGAUAGGGUGUGUCUUAUUUUCCAACAGUUGUGUUCGGUUUGUAUGAUGGAAGAAUGGACCCGUUAGUAACUCGCCCCGCACUGGGUAUAAAUGAUGUUGUCUGCUAG
Pocillopora meandrina is the source of this 1476-nucleotide messenger RNA. The record is from the annotation of a GenBank genome assembly. Lineage: Eukaryota; Metazoa; Cnidaria; Anthozoa; Scleractinia; Pocilloporidae.